Molecule: messenger RNA, 9944 nt
Organism: Cuculus canorus (common cuckoo)
Lineage: Eukaryota; Metazoa; Chordata; Aves; Cuculiformes; Cuculidae
Gene: SLC45A1
Product: solute carrier family 45 member 1
Exons: 17
Coding region: 7416-9695 (759 amino acids)
Biological process (GO): transmembrane transport
Cellular component (GO): membrane
Molecular function (GO): sucrose:proton symporter activity
Source: RefSeq, a predicted model, not a curated record
UGAUGAGUUCAUCUCUCAUCUGAAAUUUCAUACUUCAAGGAACUAAAUCACUCUUUAGAAAGCCUGUCCUAAUACUCCGCCAGGGGAGGUUCAGGUUGGAUAUCAGAAAAAAAUUCUUCACAGUAAGAGUCAUUGGGCACUGGAACAGCUGCCCAGGGAGGUGGUUGAGUCGCCUUCCCUGGAGGUGUUUAAGGAACGGGUGGAUGAAGUCCUGAGGGACAUGGUUUAGGGAGUGCUAGGAAUGGUUGGACUCGAUGAUCCAAUGGGUCCUUUCCAACCUUGUGAUUCUGUGAACAAGAAAACUUUGCCAAACUUGUUAUUUUGUGUUUGACUGAAAAACUAAAGUACAAAGCAGGCAAGUGCUCUCACAGAAUUAAACUGUAUAGGAGAAAGAAAAAUAUGUUCUGCAGGUAUAUGGCAACUGUGCAGCAACAACUUCAGUUCUUGUACAUAAGCUGCCAGUUAUUCAGGCAAAAUAAGUUUUCCAGAACAACCUAUCUAACUUUCUAGUAGGCAACUAUCUUCAGUUGUCUUCUUGCUAAUGACUUCAUGGUUUCUAGUGUAGCCAAAUGUAAGAGCCGAGUCUGGUUUAAAGUAUUACCUUCAAUAGCCUAGCAAACGGUCUUUGCUCCAAUAAACAAAUUACUGACUACUUAAAUCAGAAUUCCAAAACUUCUUUUAUAUAAAGCGGUUGCUAUUAUUAACAAACUUAACCAUUAAGAUACUUUAAACCAGCCUCAAAUCUUGUAGCUAUUUCAAACAAAUUGGAAAUCUAGUGAUUUGAAAUAAUCUCAGCUUAAACUGUCCUGCUAUCUUUGGAUUUAUUUUGAAUGUGUGAACAAUGCUUUACCUGGCCCAUUUACAACAGAAAAAAUGUGUUGGCAAUUGCUUUAUAUUGAAUAAGUAAUUAUAGUCUAAGGAACAAGGUGACUCACAGGGCUUUGGUUAGGAAAUUCAGAAUGGAUUAUCGCAGGGGAAGGGGGUUGGACAGUAUAAAAGUAGUCAAUGUUCUAAAGGCAGGAGAAAUUAAGUCCAAGACUAUAAGCGAAGAUGUUCUCUGGGUCUGUGCUUUGUCUACACAAAUACCCUAAAUUCAGCAAGUACAAUAUGGCCUUACAUGACAAAACAAAAAAAAAGAAAUAUUAAACCAACCCACCCAAAACAGUUCAAUUUGUAUAUCUCUUGAGAAUCAAGAAUAUGACCAGUUUCUUAACACAAACUUCCUUCCUUCUCCUGCUACCCUGAAAGAACAAAAUCCACCUAAAGAAAAGUCAGUCAACAACUGAGGGCUGGCUACAUCAGUGCGGUCUACAUGUCAAGAAAACCCCUUCACAGGACGGUACUGCAAGAAAAUGGGGGAGAGAAACAAGUAAUAGCUUAUGCUUAUGGUAAAUCUGUUAAAAAAUAGACAUUCUAUGUAGAUAUGUGCAUUCUUCCUUUUCCUCUAAAAGGAAAGGCGCAUUAUACUUAUUUGACAUGUGAGAGAUGGGCAGACUCCUAAGCAGGACUGUAAACCAGGUGCCUCAGGACUAACUUGCAAUCCAACACCACUAUUUGCCUUUUAUAAACAAUCAUUUGAGCAAGAAGAACUCUGCUGUGCUUUUCCAAAUUUCAGUUGGGUGUGCUAUGUGAAAAAUAGCUUCUGACUGGAUGUGUGUUUAUGAUGUGCAUGACCUGAUCGUGUUCUCUUUAAGAGCGUGAUGGUUUUCUUGAUCAUGAUUACCAGUGAUCACUCUUGUGUCAACAGAAGUUGGAUAUUUUAUUCACUACUAGAUACCCAGUGCAUUUUAUCCAGGCAUUUCAGAACUCCUCUAAACAGGAGAUCGUUAGCUUUAACAGAAGUGAAGAAAGGCGAAGCCAGUGUUCGGUCUGCUGCGGCAGAGCACUAAAGUCAGUCUUACUUCGACCCUCCUGAUUUUGGUAAAGGGUAUGUUUCUCCUUUUCAAACAAUCUCCUUAAAAGCUAGUUUAACCCUGGAAAUUUUUGCAUUACACAGUCAAGUUGGACCCUUCCCAGUAAUGGGAAUUGCAGAUUUCCAUAGUACAGUUAAAUAUAAACAUACAGCCACAGGAAGCAAUAAGGUAUUAGCAAGUGAGUUCAAAAUCUCUAGCAGUCCUGUAACAACAGUUCUUCCUUCCAGUUCUCUAAGUGCAAAUGGAACUAUUCCCUAUGGGGGAGCAGAAGAGUGGAGAAAUCCAUUUGCCGAAAAGACUUAAGCAGGGCAGUACAAGUAUAGCACCAAUUCUAAAGUUACUUCCUAUCAUGUUAACACAAAUUCGCAAAUAAAACAUCCAUCACAUCAGCUCAUGCUGUACUGCGCUGUGAUUUUUUUUUGAUGCCUCCUAUCCUACUGGCAAUGAAUCUGCAAAAGGAAGGAUGGAGAAUGUAUUAGUGAACUAAAGGCUAGUGCCUACAAAGGAGCCUAUGCUUCUAUUUCAGUGUUUCUUGAAGUCAAAUGCAAGUCACAAUUUGAAGAAUCACUGAUACAGAACACUGAUUAGUCAGCAAAUGAUAGUACUCCACCUCAGCAUGCAUACAAGAUCCAACAAGACCAUGAGCGAGACAUUGAUUAUGAUUUAAAAAAAUGAGACAGGAAGGGGGGGUGGCAUUGUUGUAGUUUGAGUGCACAUGUAAUGUGCUUGCUAUGAUAACAUACAGCCCUUGCAGGGCUUGUUAAGAAGCCCAGCCUCCAUCAGAUCCCACGCCAAAACCACUGCCAGUAAUUACUGUGUCAGCUUUCUGAAUGCUGUCUAAAUCUCAGUGCUCAAGACUGGUGGUUGCACAAUUGCCUCUCUGAAAUCCCUCUGGAAUGCUAAGCUCAACUUUUGCAACAGACUUAAAUAUUUACAUACUCUAGGAAAAGAAGGUGACUUGCCUUGACAUUUCCGUGGGGAGUUGUGAAUGGACAGUUAUGAAACAGUCUUCCAUGCCUUAAGUGAGAAGCAUCAAGAGAGGUGGCUUCAGGGAGGAAUUGAAAGGCGCAUUGCGGAAUGACUUAAUGUGAGCUCUCACGAGGAUUACAAGGAGCACUGCCAGGGGGAAGUUCACAAAUGGAGUUUUGAAGGAGCUAUUUAAAAUGUUAAUGCGGCCCUUGGUUGGACCAGCUGCUUUAGAAGCCCUUGCUUCUUGUCUUAUUCAGGAAUUCCACAGAAAAUGCAGGCAAACCCCAGAGCAACUCUAGGCUGUGCAGACAUCAUGUUGCAGGCUGGACUCCAGUCAGAAGAGUUUCUUUACUGCUGAUGGAGGAGAGUAGAAAAUGUCCUGAGAAUGAUGUGCCUAACAGGGAAUGGAAGAUCAGAAGUAUACUGAAUCACCAAAAUAAGACACCUGGUAGCCAAGAAAACUUUGAUCUUACUAAUAACAGGACCAACAGGAAGCUGCUUCUCAUAUUAAUUGUGAGCUGCAACGAAUUGAGCUGCUCAGGUAACAUAGCAGGCAUGACAUAGCAGGUAUGAGUUUAGUUCUAAAACAUAUGUAGCCUGUGCCUGUCUGGGUGACCGCAAGUUCCUGCGUGCAGGAAUCUCUCUCCUGCUUUCCUCACAUACUGCUUGUCACUUUUCCGUCGUUUGUCACAUCAGAAAACAACCCGCAGGGUCUUUGGGGCAUAAUCAUGUCUGUGUCUCUUGUGAAAUGCGUAGUCCGCGUGAGGCAUCGCAGUGAAAUGAAAUAUUGUGCUUCAGUGAGUUUGCUACACUGUUUUGUGUGUUCCUUUGUGUGGUUUUGUGUUUGGGGUUGGAACUAGAUGAUCUUCAAGGUCCCUUCUAACCCUAACUAUGCCAUGAUUCCUGCAUCUCUUCCCUUGAAGCUGUACCCAACAGCGACACCUGGCACCAAUAUCUUGUGUGGUAAGUAUCUCACAAGCCUGCAGUUAACGCUUUUGUUCAGUGUUUGUCCAGAAGUGCAUAGUCAAUGGAGCCUAGCACACAUGUUGCCUCAGAGGAGAAUUUUUCCCUCAGCCUUCUUUCAUUCAGUUGAACCAGAAUAUGAUAUUCUGAAAUAGAAUUAUUUUCCCUGGUUCUGUAUCUUUAAGUGUUGGUCGCAGGAGCUGCUUAGGAAGUAAAUACAGAACUCAUCGUUUGGACUCUUUAAACUGUUUGUAGGACUGUAGCCUUCUGACACCUCGAGCGUUCUCAUAUUCUGGGUUCUCUAAGUGCCCUCUAGUGACCAGUUCUCUGAGCUGUGUUGGGUUUUCAUUGCGAGAGAGACCAGUGGUGUGCGAACUGGCAUAUAUAGGACUUCUUUACGUUCUUACGUUGUAUUAUCCUCCCACCAACUUCCUUAUGCCUACUCAGCUGACAUGUAAGGGAUGCUAGGGUGGUGUAAUUUGCAUGGUAAGCUCCUCUUACCAUAUAAGCAUUAAGAAUGUAUAAUUGAAAUGCACCUCGCCUUGUUUGAACUUGCUUCUUUUUUUUCUGUCUUACUCUGUAUUUGCACGCUGCUCGAUUCCAUGGACCGUGUUGGCACGACUAGGCAUUUACAGAAAUAUGAAUUUACUUCUUCAACUGAUAUCAUAAAUGUUGUGAAAAGCAAAGUUUCUUUCGGAUUUGGCAACAGAGCUAAAGCUCUUGUGUACCUGGAAUGCAGGAAGAGUUCAAGGGAAGAGGGCAAACUGGCAUGGCUCUAUAAAUGAUCUGGAGAAGUGGAUUGCAGAAGGAGCAGGGACAGUUGGGAUUUAGAGAGCUCUUCAGCCUAUAUGAUGAAUGUCUGCAUUCCUCUAGGUGACUCCAGUGGUAACCAGCGACAGGACAUGAAGAAAUGGAAUUAAGCUGAGUCAGGAGAGGUUCAGACUGGGCACUAGGAAAGGGUUCUUCACUGAGAGAGUGGCCGGUCACUGGAACGGACUCCUCAGGGAAGUGGUCACAGCACAAAGCCCGUCAGAGUUCAAGAAGCAUCUGGAUGGUGCUCUUAGUCUUAUGGUUUCAUUUUAGGUAGUCUUGCGAGGAACAGGAAGUUGGACUUGAUGAUCCUAAGGAGCAAGAAAUAUGCAGUGUUUCAUUCUGGGCAUGGGGAAGUUUUAGUCUCUUCCAUGCUAUGGAAAGGAAAGUUGUCCAGUAUGCAACAGCAUCACUGACUUGGAAAUUGUGCAAUUGAUAUAUGCUUGGCAAUUAUUACUCUGUUACCUAUGCUGCUCUGGAUCUUCUACAUCUGCUGCCCUGCCACUCCGCCUCCUUUGUUGUGGAGCUCAGGAGAGGACAAAUUGAACUCUGCUCCAAACUAAGCAUCUUUUUCUUCCUUUAAAUGAAGUGAAUUCUGCUAUAUUAGAAAAGAUCAAAAAAAAAUGGUGCUUCAUUUGAAAGCCUUUCCCCCUCCUUGUGUCUUCAGAAGGCAAUACAGUGUGAUCUCUGUCAGCAAAGUUUUUCCUUGACUUCUCUACUUAUAUAAGAAAAGACUGUUUGCUGUUCUUUAGGAAGUGAAGGAUUGCCUGUACAGAACCCUCCACAGAUAUAAAAAAUUGGUAACUCAUCAGGACUCUCCCUCUUUGGUUCAUUGAGCGUAGAUUAAUCUUUGCUCCAGGAUUCAUGUGGCUUUGGGGUGUUCUGAAGAGGCAGCCCUUGAACACAGAAUGACUUUCACAGCCUGUCUUUUUCAUACAAACUUGUAUCUCCCCCUCCAGAAGAAUCAAGUCACAUUUGGAAAAGGAGCUGCCGGUUUCAGUUGGAUCAUUGAAUCACAGAACAUUGAAUCUGGACAUCGCAGAGCCACUGAACCUAACUGAAAGAUUAAUUUUAAUUUAAAAAAAGUAAUUUUAAGAUGAAAAAGAAAAAGGAACACUCAACAUCACUCAAGCAGAACCCUGUUCUUCAAGAAAGAGAACAACAUGCUCUCUGUUGUGGCACAGAAUUUCACUUGACUGGAGCUAAUGUUUACCUCAGAGAAAAGGAUUAUGAGCAUAGUAAGAAAUGUUUCCAAGAAGUGGAGGAAUGGUCCUCAUCUGAGCGAGGCGAAUAAUAAGGUCUGCUGGCAAAUGAAACAGCAAGGCUAACAUGAAGCUGUAAAUGAGCAGAGGGAUGAAUACGCUGUCAGAAGCUGCUUCGUGAAAAGACUUAACGAAAGAGUUUAAUGAAUGCAAAACAUCUUGCACUUAGAGAAGGUAGGAGGGAACAGUGUAGAUUCAUAGCAGUAGGUAUUCAUCACCAAAACAUGCUCCUUUGAAUGCUGUUGGGUUAAAUUAGUAGGAAGUAAAUGAGUAGCUUUACAUUUCAACAACAAUUUAUGUGUAAGCUUACAGAGGAGGAGAUCUGUGGUUUCUGUUUUGUCUAAACCCCAAAGGAUGCUGAUGGAUGAAUGCACAGCAGGAAUUGCUUUCAUUCUCUCUAUUGUUGUUACCCUGGGAAGGAAAAGAGUGCCUUGUCCCACUGUCCCAAGUGGACAAAACGUGCUAAAUGGUGUAAGAGGUAAUCCUCGUAAGUUCUGAGCAGACAAUUUUGUUUAAUCGAACAUGGAAUAAACAAGAGUUUAAAUGUCUUAAAUACGUUCACAGGGAACAAAUGACAACUACACCACCCAGCUUGGUAUCAUCUGCAAACUUGCUGAUGGUGCACUCAAUCUCUCUGUCAAUAUCAUUGAUAAAGAUAUUGAACAGCACCAGUUCAUUAAAAUUCUGGAUCAUUAAAAUUCAUUAAAAUGUGGCUUCUAAAACCAGUUUGUUUUCUUAAUAGGCAGCAAAUGGAGCAGUGACUACUGUAUUGUGGAUGAGACUCUCUGACAGGAGGAAACAGCAUCCUGCUGUGGCAACAGCCAUCUGGCAUGAGCACCAAGCGGCGUGUGGCGAGGCUGGUUUGAUGUAGGCUCUGGAAGCUCUAUAUCUGGUGAACCGAGAGGAAAAGCUCAACACAGUGAGGUGAGAGACACCUCAGUACCAAAAUUGCCUCAAAUAUGCCAUGUUGACAUGCAGGUUGGGAUAUGGAUUGGAGGAAGAAUGUGUGUGAGGAUAGGGCACCAAGCUCAGGAGCAGCAGAGUGGCAAAAUUCAUUUCACUCCCUUUGACGCCUUCUCUGGCAAUUCAAGGAGGAGGUGGUGGAGAAAAGGAGAAAACGGAGAAAAGGGUGUGCAGCUGUGAGGGUUUUCCUGAAGAGGUGUGGGGUGAUGUGGAGCCGUCCUUGUGCAGCAGAAGUCUUUGUUCUGUGGGCCAGAAAGCAUAAAGAAGAGGUCAGACAUCGUUUAUGAGCUGUUUCCAUUUCUGGCAACAAGAGGCAAGAAGUCACAUGUGCUUCAUUAAAUUAGUAGAUCAGUCAGCAUCUGUCCUGAGAUUCUGUGUUGGAAUCUAUUUGGUUGUUUUACCCACCACAGUAACGCACACUUUGGCUACAGGAGUGAUGCUGCUGAGACCCGAGGAGGCUGUUCAGCACCUGAAUGCCAUUAACCUCUGAGAGAAGAGUAGCAGUGCUGAGAGUGGCUUUGUGGGACACCUCCCCAUGAUGAUUCCACCAUCUGCAACAACUCCCAUCAGUGAUGCUGCACUCUUGUCCAGCAUGGCUUCUCAGGAAAUCUGGAGGUCACAAGUUCCAGGCUAUUCUGGAUCGGUCACGCGGCACAUAAGUCAUCGGGCCAACAACUUCAAGAGACAUCCAAAAAGGAGAAAACAUAUCCGCCCUUCACCACCACCACCGCCAAAUACUCCGUGUCCUAUUGAUUUGAUUGACUUCGGGGAUCUCCAGCCUCAGAGGUCUUUCCUUGAACUUCUGUUUAAUGGGUGCAUUCUCUUUGGGCUUGAGUUCAGCUAUGCCAUGGAAACAGCCUAUGUUACUCCUGUGCUGCUUCAGAUGGGGCUUCCCGACCAGCUGUAUGGAAUGGUUUGGUUCAUCAGCCCUAUAUUAGGGUUCUUGCUACAGCCUUUGCUGGGCGCCUGGAGUGACAGAUGUACAUCAAGAUUCGGGAGGAGAAGACCUUUCAUUCUGGUCUUAGCAGUAGGAGCAUUGCUUGGGCUCUCACUUAUGCUGAAUGGCAAAGAUAUAGGGAGUGCCUUGUCUGACACUGCGAAUAAUCACAAGUGGGGUAUCAUUCUUACGGUCUGUGGUGUUGUCCUCAUGGACUUCAGUGCAGAUUCAGCAGACAAUCCCAGUCAUGCCUACAUGAUGGAUGUGUGCAGCCCAGUGGAUCAAGACAGAGGCCUCAACAUCCACGCUUUGUUAGCAGGUCUUGGAGGUGGCUUUGGUUAUGUUGUUGGAGGAAUACACUGGGAUAAAACCGGUUUUGGAAAAGCUGUGGGAGGGCAACUUCGCGUCAUCUAUAUCUUCACCUCAGUUAUACUGACUAUCGCUACUGUGCUGACUCUAAUUAGCAUUCCAGAAAGACCCUUAAGGUCCUUUAGCAGGAAGAAAAAGGUGAUGAAGAGCCCAAGUCUUCCUCUUCCUCCUUCUCCACCUCUAUUGUUUGAGGAGGGUGUAAAUGAAAACUUUGCUUCUCAUAACUCAGCUCACUUAUAUGCAAGUUUUACGAGUCCUGUUUCCCCCCUCAGCCCACUCACGCCCAAAUACGGCAGUUUUGUCAGCAGAGACGAUUCCUUGACGGGAAUUAAUGAGUUUGCAUCAUCAUUUGGGACUUCAAAUAUUGACAGUGUGCUUAUAGACUGUUUUACAGGCGGGCACAAUCAUUACUUAGCACUUCCAGCUAGCUUGCCCAGGCAGUCUGUGAGUGUCAGCUUUCCUCGGGUGCCUGAUGGCUGUUACCAAGGAGAAAAUGGAGUUCUGGAGCAAGGGGAGAGCAGCGUAACGCCAGGGCCUGAUGGCGAGGUGCUGAGGGUGGGCUCCCUGGAUGCGAUAAAGCCACGGUCAUCGGGGAUCCUGAAAAGACCUCAGACCUUGGCCAUUCCAGAUAUUGUAACAGGACACUGUCCAGAAAAUAGCAGAAGAAGAAAUGUAACCUUCAGCCAACAGGUUGCUAAUAUCUUGCUGAAUGGUAUUAAGUAUGAGAGUGAGCUGGAUGGAUCAGGCGAGACCUCAGAGCAACCGCUCUCCGUGAAACUUCUUUGUUCAACCAUCUGCCAUAUGCCCAAGGCUCUUCGUAACCUCUGCAUCAACCACUUCCUAGGAUGGCUUUCAUUUGAGGGGAUGUUACUUUUCUAUACCGACUUCGUGGGAGAAGUAGUGUUUCAAGGGAAUCCGAAAGCACCUCACAACUCAGAUGAGUAUCAGAAGUACAACGCUGGGGUCACCAUGGGCUGCUGGGGAAUGUGCAUCUAUGCAUUCAGUGCUGCUUUCUAUUCAGCUGCACUGGAGAAGCUGGAGGAGCGGUUCAGCACGCGGACACUGUACUUCGUGGCAUAUUUGGCCUUCGGGCUGGGCACAGGGCUGGCCACACUCUCCAGAAACAUCUAUGUGGUGCUGUCACUGUGUGCUACGUACGGCAUCCUCUUCGCCACGCUCUGUACACUGCCCUACUCCCUGCUCUGCGACUACUACCAGAGCCGUGAGUUUGUAGGCUCACAGGCGGAGGGCACACGGCGUGGGAUGGGUGUUGACAUUUCCCUGCUGAGCUGUCAGUACUUCCUGGCGCAGAUCCUUGUGGCCCUGACCAUGGGGCCGCUGACAGCGGCUGUAGGCAGCGCCAGUGGUGCCAUGUACUUCGCCAGCCUGGUGUCCUUCCUGGGUUGUCUCUUCUCCUCUCUCUGUGUUACCUAUGAGUCGCCACCCACCGAGGAGCUGCCACCCGCUGAGGAGCAGCGUCCACUCUUGUCCCGUGCGCGGAACGAAUAAAUUGAAUAAGCCAGCACAGCUUCCGCUGCUUCAUUGUGUCAUCCUCGGCCUCCCCAUUGCGGAAAGGUGGGCUCCUGCACCCCUGGGAUGGCAGCAGUGGACAUGGCAAAUGGAAUAUCUGUGACGUGACAUUUCUCUGAAUAUGGGACAGCUGUCUCCAAGAUCAUUCACAAUGAAGGUGGGUCAAAAUAGCACGACAAACCGUACAGCUGGUAUUUCUAACAAUUCUGACUUAAGACUUGACUUUAG